AUGGGGCCGAGCGCCAAGGCAGGCUCUGGCGCCCCGUAUUCCACGCCGCGGGCCCCUCGGCCCUCGCCCCAUGAUGGAGGCACCGGCACGCCUUGCCCAACGACGGCUGGACGGCCAAAUCUGCUGUGCAGCUCCGCGUGUGCCCCGCGAGCGCCCGCGCCGCGCGCCGCGCCAGAGCCUGCGGCCCGAACCGCAGCUGCCCGCCGCCGGCGGGCAGCUGCUGCGCCGGUGCCCUCGGCUGCGCCGGCACGCCCAGCUCUUCGCACGGCUGGCGCCAAGAGGCGGGCGGUGCUGGUGCGCUACCACGCCGCAGCGGCGGGAUGGUCGCAGCGGGACCUGCAGCGCCACGCGGUGCACGUGGCCGCGUGGGCCCUCGAGGAGGCUGGAGCCGCCGCCCCCGGCGCCCCCGAGGCCGCCGCUGGCGGCGGGGAGCUGGGCCCGGCGCGGGUGCUCGCCGCGCUGCUGCGCCGCUGUAGGGGCCCGCUGUCGCCCUGGUUGCGCCCACGUAAGUCGGGCAUGUCUUUCCACAGGAGGAAUGUUCAUGCGUAG
Molecule: messenger RNA, 549 nt
Organism: Prorocentrum cordatum
Lineage: Eukaryota; Dinophyceae; Prorocentrales; Prorocentraceae
Source: the annotation of a GenBank genome assembly